AGUCUCAACCCACCAACAUCUGCAUAACAGUUACAAGUCUUUUCUGAUCUUUUAAGUUACGCGUUUCGUUGUAGACCAUUAACGUCAGCGUCCAAUCUGGAGACGGAUUGACGUCAUAGCGCUCGCGAGCAGCAGCAUCUGAGAGCGCGAGCCCUGCAUCUCCGCCUCGUGACGUGAUAGAAGAUAAGAUGGCCACCUCCUCCUCCAAUCUGGAAGAAGACGAAAGUCUGAAAGGCUGCGAGGUUUUCGUGCAGAAACACAACAUCCAGCAGAUCCUCAAAGAGUGCAUCGUCAACCUGUGCAUCGCCAAGCCCGAGCGGCCUAUGAAGUUCCUGCGGGAGCACUUCGAGAAGCUGGAGAAGGAAGAAUGCAAGCAGAUCAUGGCCCGUCAGAAGUCCAACUCGCAAUCGGACUCUCACGAUGAUGAAGUGUCUCCUCCUCCUCCAAACCCGGUGGUGAAGGCCCGGCGCCGGAGAGGUGGGGUCAGCGCCGAGGUCUACACAGAGGAGGAUGCCGUCAGCUAUGUCAGAAAGGUCAUUCCAAAGGACUACAAGACAAUGACCGCCCUGGCCAAAGCCAUCUCUAAGAACGUGCUGUUUGCCCAUCUGGAUGACAACGAGAGAAGUGACAUAUUUGAUGCCAUGUUCCCGGUCACACACAUCGCUGGGGAGACAGUAAUCCAGCAAGGUGAUGAAGGAGACAACUUUUAUGUGAUUGAUCAAGGAGAAGUUGACAGAAUCCACUUCCCACGUUUUGUUUUAAAGAGAAGAUAA
Sinocyclocheilus grahami is the source of this 773-nucleotide messenger RNA. Its product is annotated as cAMP-dependent protein kinase type I-beta regulatory subunit-like. The coding region runs from base 189 to 773 and encodes 194 amino acids. Lineage: Eukaryota; Metazoa; Chordata; Actinopteri; Cypriniformes; Cyprinidae. Gene Ontology annotation, cellular component: cytosol; cAMP-dependent protein kinase complex. The transcript has 7 exons. The record is from RefSeq and is a predicted model, not a curated record. Gene Ontology annotation, molecular function: cAMP-dependent protein kinase inhibitor activity; protein kinase A catalytic subunit binding; cAMP binding. Gene Ontology annotation, biological process: negative regulation of cAMP-dependent protein kinase activity.